CAGUCGGUGCACGGGUACACUAAAUAAUUUAAGUUACAAAAGCUUGUCGAUUCCGUAGAAACGUUCUCAGUUUUUAGUGAGUGGUAGCGCGAGACACAAGUGUACUACAAUGCAGUUCCAUGUAGCCUUCAUAGGACUUACAGCCUUUGUUGUUUUUUCGGCUGAUGCUGGUCCGUCAAUGCACAAUCCAACGUACUGCUAUGCGACAGACAACAUUCGUCCCCAGAUCAAUAUGGCAUCUGUGUUGACUAGUUACCAAGCUAUUCGUCGAUUCAAUUUUACCACUGUGAACCCGUAUGUUUCAACUUGUUCUCCAUCAAGGUUGUGGUACCUGGGUAUGUACGGAACCCGUUUGCCUAAUCCACCGACGCUUCAGCGGAUUAUUGAUUUUACACAAUCAUCGGUUCAAAAUGCCACCAUUGAAAAUUAUUUGGCAGGUCGAACGACUCUGUGCCGAGAGGAUUUCGAAAAUAUUCGUGACUUUACAAUGGAUUCAGAAUUUGGUGAUUUAUUCAGAAUAGAGAAUGCAGCUAUGGUAACGGAAUCGGGCAUCUUUGCUGUGCAAAAUAUUUCCCGGCGUUUUCAACAAAUUUUUCCAAACAUUUUAUCCGAAACUUACACACCGGCCCGUUUUCAUUUCCGUCACACCAGCACUCCACAGUCCAAUGACUCAAUCCGCGCAUUUGCCACUGGUCUAUUUGGUGAAGCUGGAGCCGCAAACGUUGUCUACGAACCUGUACCCGAUGCUGAUUGGUUCUUAAGUCCAUUUAGUUUUUGCCCUGCAUUUGAUGAGGAAACGGCAGAUUGGGAACGUCAACGAAUUGCAUUUAGAGAAGGACCCGAGAUACGGGAAUUGAUAGAGCAAGUGAAUAGGAAAUUAGGCUUUCACACGUCAAAUCCAAUGGACUUUGAUCAAGUGUGGACCAUGUGGAACAUUUGCGUAUUCGCUGUGGCAACGACAUUCGAAACAUCCAAUUCUGAAACGGGUCCUGAUUCUCCCUGGUGUGCUCCGUUUUCGAUUGCUCAUCACCUGCUAUUGGAAUAUUACGAAGAUAUGAGAUGGUUUUACUCCAGAGGUUACGGCGUUCGGAACCAACGAUUGCUUCAAAACAUGAACUGUGGCUUGAUGCAAGACUUACUGCGCCACAUGCAAUCUGAAAAUGAUUCCGAUGCAAUGGCUCGCAUUUUCAUGUCUUCUGCGAGCGAAAUUCAGGCAAUGUUGGUCAUAUUGGGAUCGUUUAGAGAUUUUUGGCCGAUGCAUCAGCAUAAUUUUGCUCAACAAACGACUAGAAACUGGCUAAUGAGUUUGAUUACGCCGUAUAGCGGUAACUUGGCUGCCGUUCGUUUUGAUUGUGAUGGUGGAGACCACGAUGUGAUUUUCCUACUUAACGAGCGACCGAUUUUGGUUCCGGGGUGCGAUCAACAAAAUGGAGUGUGCAAAUUGAGUUUUAUUGUGAAUCGAUUCCAACGGUUCAUUGAUGCCAAUUGUUCAACACUUUUCUGUAGUGAUGACUAAUUUUUGUGAGCCUUUCGACUCCUUUCGAAUUCAUCAAUUUGCUUUUGAUAAUCAUAUCAGGUCAUCAUCGCCACCGAGUUGAUAGACCGAAUUGUUGAUAAAAUUUAUUUAGAGAAUACGAAAUGAAAAAUAAAAUAAAAAUCCACUGACAAAA
Messenger RNA from Bradysia coprophila, 1670 nucleotides. Its product is annotated as multiple inositol polyphosphate phosphatase 1-like. The record is from RefSeq and is a predicted model, not a curated record. NCBI's taxonomy places the organism in Eukaryota, Metazoa, Arthropoda, Insecta, Diptera, Sciaridae. Gene Ontology annotation, molecular function: acid phosphatase activity; inositol phosphate phosphatase activity.